Pteropus alecto (black flying fox) is the source of this 5218-nucleotide messenger RNA. It is a transcript of the gene MCM9, whose product is annotated as minichromosome maintenance 9 homologous recombination repair factor. Bases 309 to 3761 code for a protein of 1150 amino acids. The record is from RefSeq and is a predicted model, not a curated record. Gene Ontology annotation, molecular function: ATP hydrolysis activity; single-stranded DNA binding; ATP binding. Gene Ontology annotation, biological process: double-strand break repair via homologous recombination. Gene Ontology annotation, cellular component: nucleus; MCM complex. The transcript is spliced from 13 exons. NCBI's taxonomy places the organism in Eukaryota, Metazoa, Chordata, Mammalia, Chiroptera, Pteropodidae.
GCCCGCCCGCUUCCCCACCCGGAAGAGCCAACUGAGCUGCGAAGUUGAGGCGGUGCACGGGCCCAGCCUCCUGUUUGGCGCUGUUUUCGCGCUGGCGCGAGGCAGGCCCGCCGGAGCCUGCGCGCCCCCGCCGCCGACGGUGCCUCGAGCGGCCUCGCGCACGCGCCUCGCCCCCACCGGCCUCUUCGCGUCCUUGGGGUGCGGUGCGACGCCGCCGCCAGGCCCGAGCUCUCUACGCCCCUCCGCUUCAGGAGAGGCGCAUCCCGAAUGAUUCUGACACUGCGUAUCCGCCAUUCCCUAGGUUCAAGAUGAAUAGCGAUCAAGUUACACUGGUUGGUCAAGUGUUUGAGUCAUAUGUUUCGGAAUACCAUAAGAACGAUAUUCUUCUAAUCCUGAAGGAAAGAGAUGAAGAUGCUCAUUACCCAGUUGUGAUUAAUGCCAUGACCCUUUUUGAGACCAACAUGGAAAUUGGGGAAUAUUUCAAUUUAUUCCCCAAUGAAGUACUGCCUAUUUUUGAUAGUGCGCUGCGAAGAUCAGCCUUGACAAUUCUCGAGUCCUUCUCUCAGCCUGAGGGUGUCUCCAUGAAGCAGAAUCUUCAUGCCAGGAUAUCAGGUUUGCCCGUUUGUCCUGAACUGGUGAGGGAGCACAUUCCUAAAACCAAGGAUGUGGGACACUUUUUAUCUGUCACUGGGACAGUGAUUCGAACAAGUUUAGUGAAGAUCCUGGAAUUCGAACGGGAUUACAUAUGUAACAAAUGCAAGCAUGUAUUUGUGGUGAAGGCCGACUUUGAGCAGUACUAUACGUUCUGCCGGCCGUCGUCAUGUCCCAGUUUGGAGAGCUGUGAUUCUUCAAAAUUCACUUGCCUCUCCGGCUUAUCUUCAUCUCCAACCAGAUGUAGAGAUUAUCAGGAAAUCAAAAUUCAGGAACAGGUUCAGAGGCUAUCCGUUGGAAGUAUUCCACGAUCUAUGAAGGUUAUCCUAGAAGAUGACUUAGUAGACAGUUGCAAAUCUGGUGAUGACCUCACUAUUCAUGGGAUUGUAAUGCAACGAUGGAAGCCCUUUCAGCAAGAUGUGCGCUGUGAAGUGGAGAUAGUCCUGAAAGCCAAUUAUGUCCAAGUAAAUAAUGAGCAGUCUGCAGGGAUCAUCAUGGAUGAAGAGGUUCGAAAGGAAUUUGAAGAUUUUUGGGACCAUUAUAAGAAUGAUCCCUUUGCAGGAAGGAAUGAAAUAUUGGCCAGCUUAUGCCCUCAAGUUUUUGGGAUGUAUCUAGUAAAGCUUGCUGUGGCCAUGGUGCUGGCUGGUGGGAUUCAAAGGACUGAUGCUACAGGAACACGAGUCAGAGGUGAAUCUCAUCUUUUAUUGGUUGGGGAUCCUGGCACAGGGAAAUCUCAAUUUCUCAAAUAUGCAGCGAAGAUUACACCAAGAUCUGUGCUUACCACAGGAAUUGGAUCUACAAGUGCAGGUCUUACAGUAACUGCUGUAAAAGACUCAGGAGAAUGGAAUUUGGAGGCUGGAGCAUUAGUGCUUGCAGAUGCGGGCCUUUGCUGUAUCGAUGAAUUUAAUAGCCUCAAAGAGCAUGAUAGAACCAGUAUCCACGAAGCAAUGGAACAACAAACCAUAAGUGUUGCUAAAGCUGGCCUCGUGUGCAAGCUGAACACAAGGACCACCAUCCUGGCAGCAACUAACCCCAAAGGCCAGUACGACCCCUAUGAAUCCGUGUCUGUGAACAUUGCCCUUGGCAGCCCACUCUUAAGUCGAUUUGACCUGAUCCUGGUUUUGCUUGAUACCAAGAAUGAAGACUGGGAUCGUAUAAUUUCCUCAUUUAUCUUAGAAAACAAAGGUUACCCAAGCAAAUCAGAGAAGCUCUGGAGCAUGGAAAAGAUGAAAACCUACUUCUGCCUCAUUAGGAAUCUGCAGCCCACACUGUCUGAUGUGGGUAAUCAGGUUCUUCUCCGGUACUACCAAAUGCAAAGGCAGAGUGAUUCCCGGAACGCUGCCCGGACAACCAUCCGCCUGUUGGAAAGCCUGAUACGAUUAGCAGAAGGUUUAUUUCAUUCAACACAUGAAUUUUUUUGUUGGGUACCCACUCAUGCUCGCUUGAUGUUUCGUGACACCGUGACUCUGGAAGAUGCUAUUACAGCGGUGUCAGUAAUGGAGUCCUCAAUGCAGGGAGGCGCACUGCUGGGAGGUGUGAAUGCACUGCACACUUCCUUUCCUGAAAACCCUCUGGAGCAGUACCAGAGGCAGUGUGAACUUAUUCUAGAAAAGCUGGAGCUGCACAACCUCUUGAGUGAAGAGCUAAGAAGACUUGAAAGGUUACAGAAUCAGAGUGUGUACCAAUCCCAACCACAGGCGGUGGAGGCAGAGACUACUCCCGGACCCUCGAGAAAUGAUCCCGGGGAAGAAUCCCAGUUCAGAACAUCAACACAGCAGGAAAUGAACUGUAGCAUGCGUAUCCCCUCUCCUGGAGGCAGUCCCAAGGGGAGCUCACUCCUCCAUCCCCCACCCCAUCUGGAGCCUAAUAGGUCAACAAGUAAACAUUCAGGAGAGCACAAAGAUAGCAGAGAUGACAGUUUGGAUUGGUUUGAUUCCAUGGCAACUCAUCAGGUUGAACCUAACAACACUGUUCCUGUGUCUCCUGGUCCUAAAACAACUGGGGGAAAAAUAGCUUUGAAAACCUCCAACAGCAGAUCUCAGGGCAAAGAAAAGAGUGAGCUAGGCCAAAAGAGCAAAUUGGAAACUGGACAGCUUCCAACACCAGGAGAAACAGAAGCUCCAUUAAGGCCAGACAGUGUUGAGGGUAAAAAGGAAAAAAAGGCAGCAGCAGUAACUGCUGAUGAACCAGAUUCAGUUCUGACUCAUCAUGUCCCCAGGAAACUGCACAGGCUGCGCAAGGAGAAGGCCCGGGAGAUAUGUGGAAAUCCCUCCAGGGCACCUUCCCAGCCCACAAGCCUUUCUCGUCCUCCAUCCAUCCCUGUACACAGCUCAGAAAGAACAUUGGACACUCUCAAAAGAAAGAGACAGCAGUCCCUUGCUCAGGCAGAAGAGCCUGAACUUGAAAGGACCGAGAGUCCAGAUCUCCCUGUGGCCAAACUGGCAAAAUUUACUUUCAAACAUAAGGCAAAACUGAUCCGCUCCCCUGAAGACCACAGCCAUAUGUCUCCUGACACAACUAAAAUAGCAGUUCAGAGUCCUAAAAUUUCCCAGCAUGGAACUAGAAAUGCAGCUCUUCCUGUGAAGAGUCCAGAAAAGUUGGCCUCUGCCUCAGGAAACGGAAGCUCAGAUCAGCUGCAGGGGAAGGCAAAGGAGGUGUCACAGCAGCCACCAAAGGAAGAUGGGUCAAGAGAGAAGAGGGAACAUGCCCCUGAAAAGGUAGUUAUUCAGCCUGAAUUUGAGUUUCAGAGUGAGACUAGGCGUUUACGUCUUCCUUGUGAAAGAGACAAAAAGGAAGAGCUUUCAUGCAAUAAUAAAAGCAGCAGGGUUCAUGCUUGCACAUUAGCCAAAUUGGCCAACUUCUCCUUCACUUCCUCUGACUCCAAAUCAGAAGCCCCUCUUCCUUCUGAAAGUAAGAACUGGGGUAAGAGAGGCCCAAGCCCUCCUCCCACGACCACAGCUACAAUGAUUGGCAGGGAAAGGAAAUCUUUUCAGUUGGCGGGGUCCACUGAACCAUUCAUUCUUUCCAAAAAAUCUCUCUUUACCUUACCUGAACUAGAAGACGAAGCAUUGGAUUUUGAUUGGGACGAAGAAAUGAAAAAAAAGCCAUAAUCAUGGAAAGUCAUGAUUUACCCUCCCUGACUCAACACAGCACCCUGGUCAAACUUUACCCUCCCUGACUCAACACAGCACCUUCAGGGUACCAACAUGGUGUUUACAUAUGUACAGAAUUGUGGGCCAUGUGGAGCCUUACUCUGAAUACCAGCUCCCUCAUCAGGUUUUAUAAUUUCAGUUUUAUCUUCAUGACUCGAAAGGUUAUUUAAUCAGUGUAGGUCAGUGAUAGCAGCAUUUGAAUCAGAUGAAUUGACAUUGUGCAUAAUUUUGCAGACGGAGUACUUGUAUUCCCAAAGAUGUUUCUGUUUUGUUUUUAAGGAGUGGGUCUUCCCGGUAACCCCUCUUUCAUUCACUCAGGAACAGUUGCUAGGAAGGAAGUGCUAUAAAGCUAACAAGUUUGAUGAACUCUUCUAUAUGUUCCUUUUUGUUUUCUUUUCCCCACAUGGUGUUCUGAGUGUGGCGAAUAUUUAUUAUGAUUUGACAAAAAUCAUGAUUUUUCUAGUAUUUUUGUGUUUAUUACAUGUCAGAUUAAAUGUGACUAAUGUUUUUCUUUCUUUGAGAAGCAUCCUCACAAUUCCAUGGUAUUCCUAAAGAUCUGGCAAUUGGUCAAAUAGUCUCUUUCUGAAGUAUUGACCUUUUGAGUUUUCCUUCCUUUCUUGAGCCAACAUUUUGUGCUUCAGAUUCUUUUGAUCUUUUGAGAACUUUUCUUCAACACAACUUAAGUCCUGUGGUUGGAAGGAGAGUGUGCAGUAGUCUCAAUGAUAUUUCAUGACAUCACCAUAGUGGUUAAUAUGGAAAUUUAAUUCCUGCUAAAUGUAAUUCCUUGGUUUGUCUUUAAAACCAAGCAAAUGACUGUUUGGUACAAAUAGAUAACUCAAGCUUUGUCUUAAGUCCUUUUAAAAUAUGUCUUCUUUUGGAUUCUAACAGGUGCUGUUAGGAAUCCAUAAUUACAAGAUUUCUCCUGUGAGGUAUGAAUUUAUAAAAAAUAAUAAUAGUAGAUUCAUUGCCUGAGUGACUUUUAGGCAUGAAAAAUACUCAAAACUAUAUGUACUUUGCUUAAUAAUCACUUCUUUAAAUUUAUACAGAAAAAAAAUUAGGAACCCCAAUUUUUCUUGAGCAUUUAAACAUUAAUUCCAAAAUCAACUAAUUAAAUUUUCUAGAAAAUUUAAACUAAGAGUACAAAUUUAGUAUAGAUGAGUCUUUUAAAAAUCUUUAAAGACCUUAAACAGCUCACAAAGGACAUACAUAGCGGUGAUUAUAAAAUUUAUUAUUGCACAUUCAUUUAAGCCUAUUCUUAAACAUCAAGACUGGUUUAGUAAUUUCUUCGUUAAUUCUGUACUUAAUAACUUCCCAGCGUAGUAUGAUUAUGUAAUAUGUCAUACUAUGUAUAUCAUAUGUUAAUGUAAUAUUGAAAAAUUAAACUUGUAUCACAGCCUACUUUGGUGUAACAACUA